Armigeres subalbatus is the source of this 1954-nucleotide messenger RNA. Its product is annotated as facilitated trehalose transporter Tret1-like. Bases 74 to 1669 code for a protein of 531 amino acids. Gene Ontology annotation, molecular function: transmembrane transporter activity. Gene Ontology annotation, biological process: transmembrane transport. Gene Ontology annotation, cellular component: membrane. Lineage: Eukaryota; Metazoa; Arthropoda; Insecta; Diptera; Culicidae. The transcript has 7 exons. The record is from RefSeq and is a predicted model, not a curated record.
UUUUACAUUAUUUAAGGAAAUUUUAUAAUUAUUUAUUGCUUAUACCCUGAUUUGGCUAUUGGCAAUUUCCAAUAUGUCUAUGGAAAUUUUCAAAUUUACUAGGGAAAUUUUAUUUUGCUGCCAAAUUAAGGUUAUCCUACAAGAGAAACAUCUACAUUCCAAUGCCUUUGCCCAUAAGCACGAUUUCACAUUUCGUCCCAGUGCCUACCAUGCUAAUUUUCAGAUCACAUCGAACUACGGAUCCGCAAUUCGAUUGGUGAACGAUAACCGCUAUAAGAUGGGUGAAAAAAUCGAGCCUUCAAAUGGUGUAUUCAAUCAAGUGUUUUCGGUUUGCACAAUAAAUCUGAUCAAUUUCGCAAAUGGUGCUACUCUGGGAUGGUUGUCACCAUUUCUGCCCUUACUUCAGUCAGAAAAUUCACCGUUGGACACAGGACCAGUAACAGUUGAGCAAGCAUCAUGGAUCGGGUCGAUUCUUUGCUUGGGAGCUUUGGUCGGGGCCAUUAUUUACGGGAGUCUUACAAGCAGACUCGGUGUGAAACGAUGCAUAUCGUGCAUAAUAUUUCCGAACAUGAGCUUCUGGAUGAUUGUAUAUUUUGGAACAUCGGUAUAUCAUCUGUACAUUGCACGAUUUUUGGCUGGGGUAACUGGAGGCGGCAUCAUCGUAACAUUUCCUAUUUUUAUAGCAGAUAUUUCCGAUAGCAGAAUUCGUGGAAUGCUUGGCUCAUGUUGGGCCUUGUCUAAAAAUUUAGGAAUCCUAGUAAUGUAUAUAAUUGGAGAUAUCCUGUCGUAUCGGACCGUGCCUACUGUCAUGAUGGUAGUGCCUCUUCUAUUUGGAAUCCUCAUGUUUUCAAUACCGGAAACCCCGCAAUCAUUGCUUAAAAAGCAAAAGUUUAAAGAAGCUGAAAAAUCUCUCCAGUUCUUUAAAGGAGUCACGGAUAAAACGAAAAAUACAGCUGAGUUUCAACACACUUUCGAAGAGUUGCAGAAUUUUGUUCUGACUAGUAAAACUGAACAUACUAAACUUCAGCUAAGUGACUUCGUAUCACCGCAAGCGAGAAAAGGAUUAUUCAUAGGCAUAUUUCUAUUGUUUUUAAACCAAUUCUGUGGCGUUUUUGCAAUUCUCACCUAUGCAGUAUCAAUCUUCCAGGAAUCAGGCUCCGAUAUAAGUCCCGGAGCAUCAGCCAUAAUCAUUGCAGCGAUUCAGAUAGUUGCAACGGUUGCUUCAUUUAUUUUCAUUGAUUUAACCGGACGAAAAGCUCUACUAUUGAUUUCAACUUUCGGCACGGGUUUGGGGGUUAGCUGCCUUGGAACGUUUUCAUGGUUGAAGGAGCAACAAUUCGAUUUAUCUGGAUAUGGUUGGAUUCCGAUCGUUAGCCUAUCAGUCAUGGUGUUUCUCUUCUGCGUUGGAUUAUGUAAUAUUCCAUUUUUCAUAAUACCCGAAAUCCUUCCCACAAAGAUAUGUAACGUGGGGAACACAAUUAGCAUGGUUUUGACCACCGUGUUUGCAUUUGUGGUUCUCAAGAUUUUGCCAAUUCUACUGAAGGAGAUCAAGCUUUACGGUGCAACUGUAUUAUUUGCGGGUACUUGCUUCAUUGGUUUUAUUGUUAUUGCUGCAAUCGUUCCAGAAACUAAGGGAAAAAAUCUUGUGACACCUGUAGGCAUAAAAUAAAAUGUUUGUGAUCUCUCUUGUAUCAAGGUAUCGAUAUAGAGUCCACGAAACUUAAUGUUUCGCACAUCAAUUGCGAAUUAUUUAUUAUUAUAAACACAAGACGUAUCGAUGCAAUAAAAAAUACUCAUAAUUGUAGAUUGAAGAAUCUAUAAAGAUGACAGACUUUUCAUAUUUAUUCCGUUUUCUAUCAAAAUUACUAUUUAUUAGAGUAGGGUGGGCAACGCACGUUGAGCCCUGUUGAGCUUCUGCAUAUCAAGUCAAUGUAAGAGUAUGCGAUAAAAAGAA